Xenopus laevis (African clawed frog) is the source of this 873-nucleotide messenger RNA. RefSeq names its product transmembrane protein 50A L homeolog (gene tmem50a.L). Bases 16 to 660 code for a protein of 214 amino acids. Gene Ontology annotation, cellular component: cytosol; cytoplasm; membrane. The transcript has 6 exons. The record is from RefSeq and is a predicted model, not a curated record. Lineage: Eukaryota; Metazoa; Chordata; Amphibia; Anura; Pipidae.
CAAAAAAUAGUCUUUAUGCUGCGAAGAGAGAAAAGAAACACAGCAAAUCGACACUGUCUGCUUCCAGCGCUCAGAAUACACGUCCUCGUGAUAACCAAAUGCUUUUUAUUUAUUACGGCUUCCCCCAAGGCGACUACUUACAGCUUAUAUGCGCGUAAGGUGACGUCACGGUCUCGUGAGAAGAGGCAUGUGACGUCUGUUUUUGUUGUCCUGCAGGAGUCUAGAAGCAAGACGUUGUCGGCUAUCCCGGGGUGCGGGGAGCGUAAGGAAAGCGGGACGUUCUUUACAGGUUGGUGGAUCGUCAUUGAUGCUGCUGUCAAUUAUCCUGAUACAGAAAGGUUGAAUCACUCGUAUCAUGCAUGUGGUGUUAUAGCCACUGUUGCAUUUUUAAUGAUAAAUGCAGUGUCCAAUGGACAGGUUCGUGGAGAGAGCUACAGUGAGGGGUGUUUGGGGCAAACUGGUGCCCGUAUUUGGCUUUUUAUUGGCUUUAUGUUGUCCUUUGGUUCUCUGAUCGCAUCCAUGUGGAUUUUGUUUGGCGGUUAUGUGGCAAACGGUAGUGCAGUGGUAUAUCCAGGAAUUGCCAUAUUUUUUCAGAAUGCUUUCAUUUUCUUUGGGGGAUUGGUUUUCAAGUUUGGCCGGACUGAAGAUUUAUGGCAGUAAAAUGACUUGAAAGAAAAGUCUUCCCCCCCCCCCUUUCUUAAAACAUUCCUACUUAUAAACCAUUUCGUUGAAAUACACCCUUAUUUUUCAAUAGUACUGGACAUAUUUACCACUGAAUACUUUAUUUUAAGCUUUUGCACUUUUAUUUGUUUGGUUAACAGCUGUUUUUCAUGUUUUAUAAAUUUGUCUUUGAAGUAAAACAGUUCAACAAAA